AUGUCGACAGAAGGGGCUAAGCCUGCCGCAGGUGCAGGCGACGCGGCUGGCGCGUCGAAACCGCAGCAGAAUGGCCAGGCCAAAGGUGCGCCCGCCGCCGCCGCCGCCGCCGCGCCCACGGGCGAGAAGAAGCUAUCCGGCGCUGAGCUGAAGAAGAAGGCCAAGGAGGAAAAGGCCGCGCGACGGCUGCAGGCCAAGGCCGUGCAGACGGCCGCCGCGCCACCAGGCGCUGCCGCUGCCGCUGCUCUCGCCGCUGCCGCCAAGGGCAAGGGCAAGCAGGACGGCGGCAGCGGUGCAGGCCCCCAUGGAAGCAAAACGGCGCCCAAGACGGUGGCGGAGGCGCCCCCCAAGCCCAAGGCGACGGUGCCCGAGUGCUUUAGCCACCUAUCCAUGGCCAAGCGCAUGAAUAUUACACAGGCAGACAAGGAUGUGCACCCGGUCAUCCUUCAGCUAGGCCAGCAGAUGAGCACAUUCGCCAUUUCUGACAGCAUCACAAGGGCAGAAGCCACACUGCUCGCGUUUAAAAAGGUCAUUGAAUCCUACACAACUCCCCAUGGCGCCACACUCUCCCGCCACUUCACAUCCGUCGUGCUCAAGAAUCAGAUUGAUUACCUGACGGCGUGCCGCCCCAUGUGCUUCUCCAUGGGCAACGCCAUUCGGUGGCUUAAGCUGCAAAUCUCAAAGAUUGACAUUGACCUGCCCGACGCCGACGCGAAGAAGGCGCUAUGCGAGGCCAUUGACACGUACGUCAACGAGCGCAUCACGCUCGCCGACAUGGUCAUUGUGAAGACGGCCGCCGACAUGCUUACCGACGACGACGUCGUCGUCACCUACGGGCGGCACCACCUCGUCGAGCGCGCGCUGCUGCGCGCCCGCGCCGACGGCCGCCGCUUCCGCGUCAUCAUCGUCGACGACCCCUUUGAGCGCGUCGGCCUCGCCCACGCGCAGCGCCUCUCGGCCGCCGGCAUCCCCGUCGCCUACUCGCACGAUCUCGGCGCGCUGCGCACGAACCUGCAGGGUGCCACGUGCGUGCUCGUCGCCGCCGAGGCCAUGUUCAGCAACGGCGCCGUCUACGCGCGCGCCGGCACGUGCGACAUUGCCACGGUCGCGCGCGACCUCUGCCUGCGCGUCGUCGCCCUCUGCGAGAGCAUCAACUUUACCGAGCGCGUCUCGGCCGACUCGCUCACCUACAACGAGAUUGACCCGGAGCGCAACUCGAGCGAUGCGUUUCGCCUGCUGUUUGACACGACGACGGACAAGUUCAUCUCCAUGGUGGUCACGGAGCUCGGCAACAGCUCGGCCAAGUCGGUGCCGGCGAUUCUGAGGAAGCUAGAGGAGCUUUGA
Molecule: messenger RNA, 1344 nt
Organism: Beauveria bassiana ARSEF 2860
Lineage: Eukaryota; Fungi; Ascomycota; Sordariomycetes; Hypocreales; Cordycipitaceae
Product: initiation factor 2 subunit family protein
Exons: 2
Coding region: 1-1344 (447 amino acids)
Source: RefSeq, a predicted model, not a curated record